Arachis stenosperma is the source of this 3802-nucleotide messenger RNA. RefSeq names its product very-long-chain aldehyde decarbonylase CER3. The transcript has 12 exons. The record is from RefSeq and is a predicted model, not a curated record. NCBI's taxonomy places the organism in Eukaryota, Viridiplantae, Streptophyta, Magnoliopsida, Fabales, Fabaceae. The coding region runs from base 525 to 2414 and encodes 629 amino acids. Gene Ontology annotation, biological process: lipid biosynthetic process. Gene Ontology annotation, molecular function: oxidoreductase activity; iron ion binding.
UACAUAUACCUCUUUAUUUUAUGAAUUCUUUCUUAUUUUUAAUGAUAAUAUAGAUUUAUUAAGAAAUUGGUAUGAAUGAUGAGAAAGAGACAUGUAUGAAGAGGGGGCCAGGGGGCAUUGAACUAACUUGAUACACACAUACACUAGUUUGAUCUGCCUUUAUAAAUAGGUGAUAUAGGAAUAAAUGCUUCUAGUUGUAGCUCAAACGUGGUGAUUGUAAGAGAUCCCAAUUGAAACAAAAAACAAUUUGGUUCUUUGCAGAAACAAAUUAAACCUCUUCAGCUCUCCAACACUUUGCUGUUCCCUUCUUUUUUGUUUUCUUUCCUUCUUCUCUGAUACUAUCAUUAUUGUUUGGUUUUGGGAUCUUUUCCAGUUUCUGCUCCUUGGCUGCCAUAGUUUUUUGGGGCUCUAUUCAGCUUUAGGAGAAUACAGAAAGUAGGAGUUUUUCCUCAGAAGAAAGAUACCAUACAUACAUUUAACAGGGUUUGUAAAUAUCUUAAACUAGCAGAACCUAGUGCAGUGAAAUGGGUAGUGCUCCUUUAUCAAGCUGGCCAUGGGAAAAUUUUGGAUUAUUCAAGUAUGUGUUAUAUGGUCCAUUGGUGGGGAAGGUUGUGUAUGAAUGGUUGAAUGGCGUGGAACUCUACUCCAUGAUCAGCUGCUGGAGCCUUCACUUGCUCAUACUAUGGAUUCUAAGAGGAGGAGUUCAUGUUCUGUGGAGUUCUUAUAGUCACAUGCUUUUUCUCAAUCGAAAUCGAAGGAUCCUUCAACAAGGUGUGGAUUUCAAGCAGAUUGAUCUAGAAUGGGACUGGGACAACUUCUUGAUUCUUCAAGCACUAGUUGGGUCCAUGGCUUGCUAUGUGUUUCCAUUUCUUCAAGAUCUUCCAUUAUGGAAUAUGAAAGGUGUUGUUGCUGCUAUGAUUCUGCACGUGGGAGUCUCAGAGCCACUUUACUAUUGGAUGCAUAGAAAGUUUCAUGAACAUCACUUUCUUUUCACUCAUUACCAUUCACUUCAUCAUUCAUCUCCUGUUCCGGGGCCAUUUACUGCUGGAAAUGCAACACUAUUGGAGCACCUUGUUUUGACGGUGGUGAUAGGAAUCCCUGUUUUAGGGGCAUCCAUAAUGGGAUAUGGAUCAGCAAGCUUGGUGUAUGGUUAUGUUUUGACUUUUGACUUUCUGAGGUGCUUAGGUCAUUGCAAUGUUGAAGUGGUCCCACAUGAGACUUUUGAAAGGUUUCCUCUCCUUAGAUACUUGAUUUUCACACCAACAUACCAUAGCCUGCACCACACUGAUAAGAACACCAAUUUCUGCCUCUUCAUGCCCCUCUUUGAUGCACUAGGCAAUACCCUUCACUCCAAUUCAUGGCAAUUACACAAAAGAUUAAGCUCAGGUUCAGGGAACAAUUGUAGGGUACCGGAUUUUGUUUUCUUGGCCCACAUAGUUGAUGUGAGUUCUUGUAUGCACAUUCAGUUCUAUCUUCGAUCCUUUGCUUCGUUGCCAUACAGAACAAGAUUCUUCCUGGUCCCAAGUUGGCCAUUCGCCUUGUUAGUUUUGCUAGCAAUGUGGGUUUGGUCCAAAACCUUUGUAGUUUCCUUCUACUACCUCAGAGAUCGCUUGCACCAAACAUGGGUUGUACCUAGAUGUGGCUUCAUGUAUUUCAUACCCUAUGCUACUGAGGGAAUCAAUAAGCAGAUUGAGGAAGCAAUCUUGAGGGCAGAUAGGAUUGGGGUCAAGGUCAUUAGCCUUGCUGCAUUGAAUAAGAAUGAAUCACUAAAUGGCGGUGGAAAGCUUUUCGUGGAUAAGCAUCGAAAUCUCAGAGUUCGAGUUGUUCAUGGAAACACAUUAACUGCUGCUGUGAUCCUCCACGAAAUUCCGGAGCAUGUGGAUGAGGUGUUCCUCACUGGAGCCACUUCCAAGCUUGGAAGAGCAAUCGCACUCUACCUCUGCCGUAAGAAAGUCAGAGUUCUCAUGUUGACUCUGUCAACGGAUAGAUUUCACAAGAUUCAAAGGGAAGCACCUCUUGAAUAUCAAAGUUACCUUGUCCAAGUCACAAAAUACCAAGCCGCACAACACUGCAAGACGUGGAUUGUUGGCAAGUGGAUAUCGCCAAGAGAGCAAAGCUGGGCGCCACGUGGGACCCACUUUCAUCAAUUUGUGGUGCCACCAAUCUUGUCGUUUAGAAGAGAUUGCACUUACGGUGAUCUUGCAGCUAUGAGAUUACCACAAGACGUGCAAGGCCUAGGCUCCUGUGAGUACACUAUGGAAAGGGGAGUAGUGCAUGCAUGCCAUGCAGGAGGAGUGGUGCAUAGUCUUGAAGGAUGGACUCAUCAUGAGGUUGGCGCCAUUGAUGUCCACAGAAUCGAUCUUGUGUGGGAAGCUGCCCUCAAACAUGGACUACGCCCAGUAUCAUCACUCUAAUCAUCCAUCUCAUUUCUUUCUUAUUUAUCACAUCUUACACCUUAGAGUGGCCAUUUAAAUGUGAUUAAUUAAGUCCAUUCAAGUAACGACCCCUCUUAAUGUAUGUUUCUUACUUCAUAGCUUACUUUAAUAUUCCAAACAUAUUUAAACAAUGUUAGACAGAUAUUAACUUUCUCUCAAAGUUUAAUUAUCAAAAUUACGUGCUAUAAUAAUCUUUCUUCUUACAUAAUAUAUCUCUAUGUCUUCUAGAGUCCUACUCUAUAAUUGUAUAUAAUUGCAUUUUCCCACGUACUUUUCGUGCGAUUAGAUAUCUUUUAAAAAUUGUCUAUUAUUUAGCUUUUAAAAAAGAGAAAAACUAACAAAUAAGUAACUUACUAUAAAAAUAAAUAUUUAAAUGAAUUAAACAAUAUUAUUUAAAUAAAAAAAUUAGCUAAAAUUUGAAAAUUUAAAAAACAAAUAGCAUUUCUCUUUUAUACGGUAGCUAUUGUUUUGGUUGACAAUGGAUAUAUAGCAGGGAAAAAACAAAAUAGUUACGUUUCUAUUUAACAAACAUAAUAAGAUUUGCAAUUUUCGACCAACGAGCUAUAACUCAAAUGACAUAGUGUAUUAAUGUUUCCAUAUUCACCUAAGAGGUCUUAGGUUCCAGUCUCUUUAUUUUUGGUAAAAAAAAUUUUAAAAUUUUUGUUUUCUUGUUGAUAAUGGGCCAGGGUCCACAAGCAGACCCAACCCAACAACAAACACUAAAAAAAGAAGCGAAAUGGGCUUCAGGCCCAAUUAACUGGACCAAAACACCAAAUAGAAUGAAGUUGCGGCAAUUUCUAGAAAGAUGACACGUAACAGUAGCGGUUACUGGAAGCCAAACACGUGUGGCGUUGUGAAACUUUGUAAACCGCCAUGAACGUAACAAAUCGAGGAUGAUUGUUGUUUGGGUUUCUCUGUUUCCAGUUUGGAAAGAUGCAAAGAAGAAUAGUGGAAAAGAGCGGGCAGGUGAUGAGGCUGAGAGUUAGAAAGAAGAAGAAAAGUGGGAGCGGAAGAAAAGCGGCGGUUCUGAAGAAGUUGGCGACAUACCUGCAGUGCGAUACUUUCAUGUACGCUCCCCUGGUAUCAGAUUUUCCCGACCCUGCUCUCCCUCUCUUUCCUUCCCCUGCUAAAGUGGUUGAACUCAAAAAACCAAGGAAAGAGAAGCAGCGUUUUGUAGACCAACUUUUAGAAUACCUGAAAUCCGAUGUCUAUAUGUAUGCUCCCCUCCUUCGUUCAUCUUCAGGUUCAUCACAGCACUCACCAACAAGGUUCACAAGCGGAAAUGUGAAUCCUCAAGCAGACCUCUCUCAACAGCAUCAUACUUGGGUGCAAAAUGAAACUGUAAAGCACACUGUGUAUCAAAUGCA